AUGGAGCGGCACUCUGAUCAUCACCAUUGUCAGCGUGGCAGGAGCAUUACUACUGACUUAUACGUUCGUCCUCAAUGGAAUUAUCCCGCUUAUACUGAAGAUAAUACUGCGAAUAACCUCCACAAUCAUCAAAACGGCCUUUCGAAUUAUCAUGUGUACCAUCAGAACGAUAUUCUCGUUGAUCAAGAAAGGAUGCGAAAGAAAAUCACAAGAGAAACUCCUAUAACACAAGGAUGCGAUGACAUUCCUCAAGAAGCAGACGACAUUCCCGUACUACAACAUUCCGCGGCGGAGUAUACUGAAUUUGCAAACGCCUUUCAUUUUCUUAACAUUAUUCACCUUAUAAAAGUCUCAUCGGUAUCUAAGCAAGAGGUUCCCUUACUAGCAGAGGUUCUGUAUUGA
Messenger RNA from Cylicocyclus nassatus, 402 nucleotides. The record is from the annotation of a GenBank genome assembly. NCBI's taxonomy places the organism in Eukaryota, Metazoa, Nematoda, Chromadorea, Rhabditida, Strongylidae.